AUGGAUGAACCGCAAAUUUCUGUUUUGGAGGUAAUUAGAAAGCUUGGCAUAGUACCUAUCUACGGAUGGGAAGCUCGCUUUGAUCAUAAAUACAAAAUAAAAUGCCGUCCUUUUACCGUGCCACGGGCUUCGCAGAUGAGCGAUAUUCUGGGAAUGUCUUUUCGAUACGCUUUCCGGUUUUACAUAAAGAAGCGUUUUAUUCAGCACCGAUCGCCCUUUAUUGAUGCCGUUUCUCACGUGCCAUGGAGACCCAUAUAUGGCGUACCGAUUGGAGGUAUUGGCAGUGGUUCUAUCGGGCGUGGAUAUUGUGGGGAGUUUUGUCGUUCAAGCCUGAUACCAGGUAUGUACUGUUACGACGUACAACCUGUUGAUCAAUUCAUCGUAACAGUCCGAAAAAGCGAUGUUACUGUUUAUCAUCAAGUUCUGUCACCAUUAACGAAACCUCCAUCAAAUGCCAAAAGAUUAAAAAAGUGGAAAUGGGGUUUUGAUCCAGAAAACGGUCAUUACGUUGGUUUAUAUCCUAGAUCGUGGACAGUUUAUGAAAUACCUGAACUUCAACUUGUAUUAGUUUGCCAACAGAUAUCCCCUGUUAUACCGCAUGACUAUCAGGCAACAUGUCUUCCGGUUGCUAUAUUCUAUUGGAAAGUUAUAAGCUGGAAUAAUGAAGAUUUAAGAGUUACUAUCACAUUUUCAUGGCAUGGCCCUAAUCCUCGUAAACGAUCUAAAUCAAGUGAUGUUUCCAAAUUUGAGAACGGGAAUAACAGCAACGAAAAUACUGCAAAUACUCAUGUUUCCACUUCGGGAAAUGCUUCUCCAGUUUACUCUCAACGAUCCACUGCUUUUUCUGCUGGUGAUAAUGUACUGGGAUGCCUUUCAGAAAGAACUAUUGGAGGUGAACUACCUUGUUGUUUUGGUAUCGCAGCUAAAUCAAUGGACAAAGUCGAAGUGAGUCGGUGUCCAGGCUUUUGCUUUCACGAUAAGGCGUUGCACGGUACCUUGUAUGAUUCCAGACAGAAUCCUGAAGUUAGUGGCAAUGGUCACUCAGAUCUGAUAACUUAUCUUUCCUACACUAAAGCGCCAUCUGCUUCACAAUUCUGGAAUAAUCUUCAGUAUGGUCAAAUACCUCCCGAUUUUCAUUCAAUUGGUUAUACCGUGCCACUGGAUUCUGAAGCCAAGAAAUCACCCAAACUAGCAAUUGCUGUAAGCGCCACAACUAAUGUACCCGAUGCAACAUCGCUAAUAAUCUUAAUCCUAGUCAAAGCGAACUUGAAUUUGCCAUCACUUGGCAUUCUCCAAUAUCGAUAUGUUCGUUGGUUUCCUGUUGACGGAAUACCUGGAGCUAAGUUGCUACUAAAACAUGCAAUAGAUAAUUGGAGGCAAUGGGUCCAGAAAAUUGAGGAUUGGCAAAAUCCUAUUCUUAACAACCAAUCGCUUCCAAAUUGGUAUAAGUCUGCUUUAUUCAAUGAAUUAUAUUAUCUUAGUGAUGGUGGAACUGUAUGGCUAGAUCCAAUUCAAGUUGAUUGUUUUAAAUCAGAUCUGCUAAAUUGUAUACCACUAGACCUUGUACGAAGUUACAAAAAUGGUGUAGAUCUAGACCCGUAUAAGUUAACUGGUCGCAAAAUUAAAACUCCAACUACAGUAACUGAAGAUAUGAAAGUCGACUCUUGGGAUCAUCGUGCUAGAUUAUCACGUGAAAUAGGUUUAUUUGGAUAUCUUGAAGGUCAUGAAUAUCGAAUGUACAAUACAUAUGAUGUACAUCAUGAUGCAUCAUGGGCCUUAAUCAAAUUAUGGCCUAAAAUACAACUGGCUUUAAAUUAUGAUUGUGCCGAUUUGGCUAUCGCUGAAGACUCAACUUCAGUCUAUUACAUUUAUAAUGGGAAAAAGCUAUCCAGAAGUUCCGAGUGUGCGGUUGUUCAUGAUUUUGGUGAUCCGGAAGAUGAACCUUGGCGAUGCACUAAUGCCUACAUAAUGUUUCCUACUGAUAAAUGGAAAGAUUUGAAUUCGAAAUUCAUCUUACAAGUUUGGCGCGAUUGGCGUAUUACACAAGACCAUCAAUAUUUAUUGUAUAUGCUUCCUAUCGUUUUGAGAAUUCUGAGGAAGUCUUUGGUAGCAUGGGAUUCUGAUGAUGACGGACUAAUUGAGAAUUCAGGCUUUCCUGAUCAAACAUAUGACGUAUGGACUGCAAAAGGCUUAACUGCUUACACUGGUGGCAUAUGGCUCUCUUGUCUAUAUGCUACAUUUGAUAUGCUCUCUUGGUGUUUAAAAAGUGAUUCACCUGUAUAUGAUCAAAUAAUUAAUAAUACAGAUGAUACUCAACGUUCUUGGAGUGAAGUUAAAGAUGAAAUUCAGGCAUUAUUCACUAAAGCACGUGAUUCAUACAAUGCCAAACUAUGGACAGGUUCGUAUUACGCUUUCCAAACACACUGUACUCGUAGACGUGAAGUUAUUAUGGCCGGUCAGUUAAGCGGAUAUUGGUUUUCCCGUAUCACUGGAGUUCCGCCGAACUUGAUUUUACCCAAAAAUCAUGUAGUGAAAACCCUACAGACAAUUACGAAUUGCAAUUGGCAUGGUAUAGAAAAUGGUACUAUAGGUGCAAUUAACGGUUGUCGUCCAGUCUGUAAACCUGACCUUAGUAGUAUUCAGGCAGAAGAAUUCUGGGUCGGUGUGAACUAUUCACUUUCUGCUCUUAUGAUAGCCGAGGGAAUGAUUAACGAGGGAUUGGCUCUCGGCGAAAAAUGCUACAACACUAUUUACAAUCUUUACGGAUUGCAAUACCAAACACCUGAAGCAUACAUGUCCGAUGGUCGUUUUCGUUGUCCUGGAUAUAUGCGUGCAUUGGCUAUUUGGAGUAUUCAGCAGGCAUUAGAAUUUACCAACAUAUACAAAUGCUCAGAUGCUUCAAAAUUUAAUGCUACAUUUACAAACAUUUAG
This is a messenger RNA of Schistosoma mattheei, 2931 nucleotides long. Lineage: Eukaryota; Metazoa; Platyhelminthes; Trematoda; Strigeidida; Schistosomatidae. The record is from the annotation of a GenBank genome assembly.